AUGACUUCCUUCUUUGGGAAACGCAAGAGCCAGAAUGCUUCGACUCCUGCAGUGGGCACAAUACCCGCGAAGAAUCCUAAUGCGCCUGUUCCCACCCCACUGGAGCGUAUGCUCAUGAACGCUGGUCCCAUUCGCAAUGAUGGAAGUGACAAGUUCUUUGGAAUGGAAAAUUUUGGCAAUACCUGUUAUUGCAACUCCAUAUUACAGUGCCUUUACUAUUCUGUUCCCUUUCGAGACAAUGUUCUCGCUUAUCCCCGCCGAUCUAACCCAGAGUCUGUCGCUCAUGCACAGGCGAAUGCUCCUGCUCGAGUACCACCAACCCAGGCUAAUGGAAAUGCCAAAAAACUCCAGGGCCCAACUUCGGCGCGCAAUGCAGGAACACCACCUAAUCAGCAACAGAAACCAGAAGACAAAGACUCCCCAGAAUAUAAAAAGAAGCAGGCCCUAAUUACGGGGCCCAUCUUGAAUAUGAGCUAUGAGAACUCGUCCGAUUACGACAUGCCAGAGGAUCUUUUUACCUCAUUGAAGGAUCUCUUCGAAGCAGUUGUCAUCAAUCAAUCAAGAAGUGGUGUCGUCAGCCCUAGCAGGUUUCUGGAAACCUUGAGAAAGGGAAAUGAAAUGUUUCGCUCUGCCAUGCAUCAGGAUGCUCACGAAUUCCUCAAUCUUCUCCUCAACACAGUCCUUGAAAGUAUCGAGACUCAAGAUCGGAAGCUUUUGAUACAAAAGAAGGUCGAAUCCUCACUGCCAGAGUCCGAAAGUUCUUCCAUUCUCAAGACAGAGUCAGGGACGGUCUCUUUUCCUUCCGUCCUCCCCGUCCCCACAGCUGCACCCACCAGGUGGCUUUCCGAACUGUUCGAGGGUACGCUCACAUCCGAAACAAGAUGUCUGACGUGUGAAAAUGUAUCUCAACGUGAUGAACCAUUCCUAGAUCUAUCCGUUGAUUUAGAACAGCACUCCUCCGUUACUGCCUGCUUGAGAAGGUUUUCAGAGGAGGAGAUGUUGUGUGAGCGCAAUAAAUUCCAUUGCGACAAUUGUGGAGGCCUUCAAGAAGCAGAAAAAAGGAUGAAGAUUAAGCGGCUCCCAAGGAUAUUGGCUCUCCAUCUCAAGAGAUUCAAGUAUACCGAGGACUUACAACGCCUCCAAAAGUUGUUCCAUAAAGUGGUAUAUCCAUAUCAUCUGAGGCUUUUCAAUACCACGGACGAUGCUGAAGAUCCUGACCGAUUAUACGAACUUUACGCAGUCGUCGUUCAUAUCGGUGGCGGUCCAUACCACGGCCACUACGUUGCCGUUAUCAAGACUCAAGACCGUGGCUGGCUAUUAUUUGACGAUGAAAUGGUUGAACCGGUCGACAGAAGCUUUGUACUCAAUUUCUUCGGCGACAAGGCUGGACUCGCUUGUGCCUACGUACUGUUCUACCAAGAGACCACCAUCGAAGCAAUUCGGAAAGAGCAAAGAAAUGAGGGGAAGGCACGAACGUCCCAAGAUGUGACCAAUGGCUUAGGCAUCAUUCCCAACAGCUCAACUGAAAUGCACCGAGUCCCGACCGUAAGUCCCAUUGCCUCUCUAGCAUCGACAGGUGAAGCUGCUCAAUACGCAGCCCUCAACCACGCAGCCACUGCCCCUCCUCAAUUCAAAACCAAUGGUCACGUUGAGCCACCUCAAUCUCCGCCCCUUUCCGCAAUCAGGCCUCCAAGUCCGGUGCUGCAAAGCAAGAAAGAGAAAGCCAGGGAAGAAAAAACUCGUAAAGCAGAAGAGAAGGCCAGAAAGGUAGCUGAGAAGCAGGCAGAGAAGCAAGCUGAGAAGGAAAGAUUGGAAAACGAAAGACAGCGUCGAAAAGAUCUGUCCAGCAAACUGCAGGAAGCACAUAAAAGGCAAGAGGCCGAACUCAAAGCAGCUCUGGAGGCGAGCAAAGCGAGCAAAGCAGACGAGGAUCGUCGUAAUGCUUUAGGAAGAGCAGAAACCUAUUCUCCUGAAAGCAGCAGCCCAUCUGGGCUUGACCGAUUCAAACGAUCAAAGAGCCUUCGAUUCGGAUCCUUAAAUAAGAAAGAUAAACUGCGGUCCAAUCCUUCAGACGAAAAUGUCUCCGAACCGCCAGCUGUCGCAUUGCCGUCCGAUACCAAACAUUCCGACGCACAAAAGGAGAAGGAGAAGGAGAAGAAGAAUCGAUUCAGUAUCAGGAAGAAAUCAUUUGGCAAAUUGACCUGA
Messenger RNA from Exophiala aquamarina CBS 119918, 2205 nucleotides. Its product is annotated as ubiquitin thiolesterase. Gene Ontology annotation, biological process: protein deubiquitination. Bases 1 to 2205 code for a protein of 734 amino acids. Gene Ontology annotation, cellular component: nucleus; cytosol. Gene Ontology annotation, molecular function: cysteine-type endopeptidase activity; cysteine-type deubiquitinase activity. Lineage: Eukaryota; Fungi; Ascomycota; Eurotiomycetes; Chaetothyriales; Herpotrichiellaceae. The transcript is spliced from 4 exons. The record is from RefSeq and is a predicted model, not a curated record.